Messenger RNA from Paramecium octaurelia, 885 nucleotides. NCBI's taxonomy places the organism in Eukaryota, Ciliophora, Oligohymenophorea, Peniculida, Parameciidae. The record is from the annotation of a GenBank genome assembly.
AUGGGAAACAGUAUUAUUAGAAUACUAAUUAGAUAUUUGCGGGAUUGAUGAGGAAAAGAAGUAAGGCUUAUAGUCAGAGUCGAAAGUGAUAACUACGCGUACUGUAAAUUAGAUAACCAUUUAAAUCGUAUAAGCAGAUAUUGUCGAAGAAUUAGUAGAUGUAGUAGGUAAUAUUUGGAAUAAAUGUGUUAGUGAAUUCAUCUCAUGAGCCAGCCUGGUCUUACAUAUCAAAGCGGUAUUUAAUUUAUGGUUAUAUAUUGAUUAGAGAUAAUAAUAAUAAAACAAAUGAUCUCCUAUAACAAAGUAUUAAUGCAGUUCUAUAACAAUAGUGAGAAUUGGAGAGUUAGUGAUAACGAACACAGAAAAUGUGAAUUCCGUCCAAAUCUUUCAUACUCGAUUGCCAUUAUACUAAGUAAUAAUUUAUGUAAAUAGAAGGAUGCAAAGGAUUUGUUGCAAAUAUUUAAUGUUUAUAAAGAAUGCCUAUAACAGAAAGGACAUAAAACCAUUUCAUUUACUGAAUAGAACACUCCGAAUUUCCAGAUACCAAAAUAGUUUCAUGCAGAAGUAUUGAUAAGAGCCAUCCUUUCGUAAGCAUAAUUGAUAAAUUUAGAGCAAUUUAAGAAGGAGAUGUAGAGUUUGAGUUGAUAAAGUUCGUGAGUUUGGAUUAAUUGACUCUGAAAUACUUUGCUUAUGAAUUGAUGAAAUAAUUAGACGAGUUGAAAAUUCCUGAGUUGUUUCAAUUGAGAUAUUAGCAAUUCUUGAACUUUUUAUGUAUGAAAUGAUUAGUUUAUGUUUAUAGAGAAUGGAGAAGAUGCAAAACAAGAGGUGUAUCUUUUGAGUACUGGGAUUACUACAGAAAUGGAAGGAGUUGUGGAAUAGUAAUGA